AGGGAGACAUAGAGAGGGUCAGAGGGUUAUCUCUCAGUAAUUUCGCUGCUCUUUCUUUUUCUCACUUCUGCUUUUAGGAACAAACAAGGAAAAGUCUUGCCUCUGUAAAUACUCUCCUCCUAUUCACAACAAAUAUUUUCUAGGGUUUCAGUUGUAGAUGUCAUCACUUGUUUGUAUCAAUAAUCAACGUAUUCAUCUUCUUUCCUAAAAGGGCGAUUUUUAUUGAUUUUUCUUAGAUUCAUUAAUAUGGAUUCUGAUUCAUGGAGUGAUAGUUUAUCCACAUCAAAACGUUACCAAUCAAGAAACGAUUUGUAUAAUGCUUAUGAAGAAUAUGAUAGUGAUGAUGAACCAGUUCUACCAAUGACUGAAUUCCCAUGUCCCUUCUGUUCUGAAGAUUUUGAUAUUAUUGGAUUGUGUUGUCAUAUUGAUGAUGAGCAUCCUGUCGAGGCCAAAACUGGGGAAUGCCCAGUUUGUGGAUUGCGGGUAGGGAUGGACAUGAUUGCGCAUAUAACAAUGCAGCAUGGGCAGUUCUUUAAGAUUCAGCGCAGGAAAAAACUCUCAAGUAAAGGUGGAUCUCUUUCAACUCUCUCUCAAUUGAAGAAGGAACUGCGAGAAGGAAACUUGCAAUCCCUUCUUGGAGGUUCGUCUGGAUCAGUUUCUAGUGUCGCACCUGAUCCGUUGUUGUCUUCAUUUAUGUACAAUAUGCCUACAAUCGAGGAGCCUGCAAGUGUAAACUCCCAGUCUUCUGAUGAAUCCAACACAGUGGAGGAAACUUCGGAUGAGCACCUGCAGGAAAGAAACGUUGAACCAUCUCCUCCUCUUUCAGACAAGGAUCAAGAGGAGAAGGCUAGCAGGUCUCAGUUUGUACAGGGAAUGUUGCUAUCCAUGAUGUUUGAUGACAUCUUAUGAAGCGUUAUUCUAGUCUGAUGAAUAAUAUUGGUUCAUGUUGACAUCUAGAUGCAGAGAGGGGAGAGUUGAAGUGGCUUACACGCUCCAAUUGGAUAGAUCACCCAGGAUGUAGUAUAAGUUAUAUAUAUGUUGGUACAAGUUGUUGAAACAGACUCUAUCAUUUGUUUUAGUAGAGAUACUGUUGUGUAUAACGGAAGUGAAAACAAACUUGUUUCCCACGUUCUUGCUCAUCUCUUUCUUCAACUUCGUGAGUUUAAAGUAGAUUGCAGUCGUACACAGUGAAAUAACAAAAAACUGAAGAAAGUAAUCUUAAUUCUAA
Papaver somniferum (opium poppy) is the source of this 1228-nucleotide messenger RNA. Its product is annotated as protein DEHYDRATION-INDUCED 19 homolog 4-like. Lineage: Eukaryota; Viridiplantae; Streptophyta; Magnoliopsida; Ranunculales; Papaveraceae. The transcript has 5 exons. The coding region runs from base 247 to 909 and encodes 220 amino acids. The record is from RefSeq and is a predicted model, not a curated record.